GAUGCCGGGAUGUUUACACUCAUGGUGGGGCGGACAGCGCUGUUGAGGGGAGCGUCACACCUGCACUGAGAGCCGCCAGUCACCGGGGCCCGGGACCCAACACCCAGCGAUCAGCGGGAGCCGCGCCAGCCCGAGAGAGCCGCCGAAGUGUAAUAGGGCCGCCCUGAAUGCUGGUCUUCAAACAAGGUGACGAGUAAAAGUACCACAGAAUUGACUGCUGGAGAAUCAGCACAGACUUUACUUCUGGAGCAUUCAACAGUGGCUGCUGCUUGAUCUGCAGCAUUCUUAACCACCCAGUGUGUAUCAAGAGAAGUGAAAAUAACCUUUUCUCCUGACAACAUGGAUGACCAGUCUCCACAGCAACAAUUUCCUGGUCAAAUUGCCGUUGCUCAGUUUCAGCCACAGAAACCUCUCCGUCCAGAUUUGGGCCUGAAUACACUAGGAAACUUUCAGAUCGAAAAGAAGAUUGGCCGUGGACAGUUCAGUGAAGUCUAUCGAGCAACAUGUCUACUAGAUGCAAUGCCAGUAGCAUUGAAAAAAGUGCAGAUAUUUGAAAUGAUGGAUGCCAAAGCUCGUCAGGAUUGCAUAAAAGAAAUCGAUCUCUUAAAGCAACUGAACCAUCCAAAUGUAAUUAAAUAUCUUGCGUCAUUCAUUGAGGACAAUGAGCUAAACAUUGUUCUAGAGCUCGCAGAUGCUGGAGACCUUUCUAGAAUGAUAAAGCAUUUUAAGAAACAGAAAAGAUUGAUUCCAGAAAGGACAAUAUGGAAAUACUUUGUGCAGCUUUGCAGUGCCUUGGAACAUAUGCACUCUCGACGUGUCAUGCAUAGAGAUAUAAAACCAGCAAAUGUGUUCAUUACAGCAACUGGCGUAGUAAAGCUGGGAGACCUUGGAUUGGGCAGAUUCUUCAGUUCGAAAACUACAGCAGCACAUUCUUUAGUGGGUACCCCAUAUUACAUGUCCCCAGAGAGAAUACAUGAAAACGGAUACAACUUCAAAUCUGACAUCUGGUCACUAGGAUGUCUACUGUAUGAGAUGGCUGCUCUCCAAAGUCCAUUCUACGGCGAUAAGAUGAACCUAUACUCUCUCUGUAAAAAGAUUGAGCAGUGUGACUAUCCUCCUCUUCCUUCUGACCAUUAUUCAGAAGAGCUUCGAGAAUUAGUAAAUAUAUGCAUUAACCCAGAUCCAGAGAAGAGACCAGAUAUUACCUAUGUGUAUGAGAUAGCAAUGCGCAUGCAUGCACUUUCUUCAGGAAGCUAAAGCAAAUCAUGCAUCAUGAGGAAGAAAGACCAGAAGAAAUGAAAAAUGAAACUCAGUGUUUCCAUACUAUCAUUACUCCUUGUUACUCUGCCUAGGGAUAAUUGUACAGAAUCCACUGGCCUCAUUGGACAGGAAGUUAUAUAUACCCAAAUUAAAUUAGUUCUUAUUGACAAGGCUCUGUAUGCUGAACCGCAUUUGUUAAAUAACUACAUCCUCCCGGUGGCCUUAUAUGUGUUUUAAUUCAUAUACUGUUGCUGUUUUCCUUACAUUUGAUAGUUUAAAAAAAUUGGUGUGCCUGCAUUUUUCAAAAUCAUAUAUAAGUCUGUUUUCUAAGCAUAUUGGACCAGACAUUAUUGUGCACUGUUACGUAACUCAUCCUUUUAUUUAUAGUGUUCAUUGCAUUUUGUAGCCUUUCUGAUAUUUUAUGCUGAUUUGCGCCUCUCCCCCACCCCCCCAUAGUCAAUUGCUGACAUUGUAUGAAUUAGCACCAAAUGUUAUGCAAAUCCAAAUUUGGUUUGUAUGGACCAAAUUCUAAAUUGCUUGAAUGUUCCUUCAAGGUCCUAAGAUGCUAACAAAAACACUAUUAAAUAUUCAAUGAUAUUGAUGGUUUCUAAAAGGUGCCUUUGUUUUUGUUUGUAUAAGAACUGCAGUUUAGUACUGUAACUUCAGUUGGCGAUUGAAUGUCACACCACUGUUAUUAUGAAAAUAAUCAUUUAGUUUUCCUUGCAUGUUCAAAUGUUUACAGAAAAAUCAAUAAUAAUAAUCUUUGCAUUUGAUAUAGCGCCUUAUCACAUCUUCAGGACGUCUCAAAGCACUUCAUGUGAUAUGAAUUGCUUUGAUCCUUAAAGAUUUCAUUUUUGUUUUGAGGGUGUAUUCUCUAGUUUCUUCUGGGUUGCUCCUGUACUGAAGUGCACUAGAAAGGCUGGUAAAGUAUUCAAGGUCAUCACAAAUACCUCUGAAUCAGCUUCUAGAAAGUAUACAAUAGAGACCAGGAUAAUUUUUGCCUCCCAAGUUCAAUCUAUUUCUUCCCCACCUUCCCCCCAUUUUUUUUGCCCUGUGGUGAGGCACCUGAUAUCUGCCAAUCUCUUCCUUCCGUUCCCCAACAGCAGUACAGCUGAGCUGAAACCUCAGCCAAGGAAGGGACUGAAACUUUGUCCCACUCUUCUAACAUGCAGUGUUGUCACUUUGCUCUCUUGAGUAUUAUGGUUUUGAUCAAGGUGUUUUUUAAAUCAUUUUGAAUCACCUAAAACAAAUUUGUUGACUUUUCAGGUGCAAACAAAACAUUUUUGCCUAAAACAUUUAGUGUUUAGCCAAAGUCAAAUACCAAAUAUUUAACUGUUAAACAAAUUUGCCUAUGCGUCACAAAAUCAUAUUUAUAGCAAAAAAGUAUCAGUCCUGAAGUGUUCAGGACAGCAGCAUAUCAAUAAUGUGCCUUGUUUAUGUAAUGUGUUUAACCUGGCAGUCAUAGUGGAUAUUUCAAGAGGAGUUGGAGUGCAGGACAUAUUCCAUAAGUGAGGAACACUUGAUAACUGAGGAAUGAGUUGUAAGGGUGUUCAUCAAACUCCUCCACUGACUCAAUGUGGUGUUGCACCAUGCAUAUCAGACAUCCCAUGCUUUAUCUUGUAUCUGUGGUGCGUUAACUGUUAACAGUUAGAAUGGAUUUGACGAUGCUGCAAUUGGCCUCUGUCCUUGGGCUAGGAAGGGCAAUCGGAGAAAGUUCUUCUUCCCUUCUUGCUGUACAUUGAUACCACCUUGAUGUGCUGCUGAUGUUCACUUUGUGGGCUAAGACAUGAUUUUGAGAUACUGGAGGCCACAAGUAAGAAUGGGUCCGUAACCCAACAUGUUUGGUCAUUUUAAGAAGAGGAGAAAAUCAGACUGAAUAUUUAAUAGGAAAAAUAAAACCAUAUUCCGCAGUUAUAAUUUCGUUGAAUAUUUUGUAAUUUAUUUCUUUAUAUGAUGGGGACGAUAAGUACAGUGUGUAAUUUAAUAUUCAGCACGGUGUUUGCCUUUUACCUCUCUCCAAACAGUGACUGCAAUCUUGAAAAAACAUAAGAAUGGUGCUAAAGAAUAAGUUGACCUUUCCUGAGCUUGAAAUAGGGCAGAUUUUUUACAAUUUAAAAAGUGCAUUAAUUAAAUGAGUUCGGCCAUUUAACUGCAUAUGUGGAUUUAAAAUAUUGGUUGCAAUACAUACACAGAAACGAUGCAGUAACUGCACUUCUUCAACAUAAUUGUUUAAAUAAGUAUCUUGCCCUCAUCCUCUGUGAUUCAGUGGUUAGAUGCAUCUCCAACUGAAAAAUCUGAACUGAAACAAUUAUGCAAAUUACAUUCUUCAUUCUGUGAAGGGAUAUUCAAGCUGUUACACAAAAAACUAGGAGUCAAAGGCAAACAAUAGGAUAAUGUAAUUUCAGAGAAAUCUUAAUGCAAAACGCUUCAAAUAAAUCUUAUCCUGUUUCCUAUUGGGUACUUGUGAUAUCAGCUAAAUGUAUUCAGUGGACACAUGUUUGGUAAAACUUGGCAUAUCUUUAAAUUACUUCUGGAUCAUUGCACGGAUACAGACCAUCAAUGUGCAUUUUAGAUUUUCACGAAAAUAGCUAAUAGUGAAUAAUCUGCCUUUGUAGGAUAAAGUAAUUUUUAUAAAUCUUUUAGCAUUUUCAGUCUAAACUGAUUUGCGCUUGUAAUUAAAUUUGAAAUUGAUUUUGUUUGUUAAAUCCUGCCAAUUGAAUUCAUUUGUUAAUUUCUGGGGGAAAACAAUAUUGAAAACCAAAGGACUCCAUGUCCUGUGUCUUACAUUUCUGUAGAAAUUAUGUGUUUCAAAAGUGUUUGUAUUUAGUUAUUAAAUAAACGCUCAUACCGAAAAUGCACAAAGGAUUGCAUUGCACAUAUUCCCAAGGAUUUCACAGCAUAAGACUAUUUUAACGUAUUCACCAAAAAAGUGAAACAAUAAUUAUACCUUAUGAUAAAUCCAUGGCAACAUGGCAUAUUGUUAUAGUAUUAAUAUUUUUCAAUAUAAAAUAUUACAAAUGCUACUAACUGCAUAUUUACUGAUGUGAGUGGGAUUGUUUAUUUGCUCCAAAUCUGUCUCCGCUAUUUCUGUCUCAAGUGCUUUUCAAUGUAAGCAUUAGCUUGUAUCUGAUUUAACAAAAAUGUGUAAGUUUUACUUUUCCUUCCUCUUUCAUUAUGAAUGUAUGUAUAUAAAUAUAAUUACAUAAAAAUCUGGUUUUAACAAAAUUAUUUUGUUUUAAUGUUUAUGUUUGAGGGUGAAAAUGUUAAGCACUUAGGCAAAGUCUGGUUUAACACUCCAAUUACAAGAAAUAUACAUGUCCGUCUAAGUCAGUUUCUGAAUAUAAUUGUUGUUGAUCAGGUAAAUAUAGCGUAUUAAAUGGCUGGACUGGAUGGCACAGCUAUCAGCUCAAGAAGGGUAUUCACACUGAGUGGUGUUGCUAGUUCUUUAAUUGCUAACAUAAUUUUCCAGGCUACAAAAUAGCUAUUUACCUUGUCAUUUUAUAAUGACGAGUAGUUUUUAUUUGCUUUAUCAUUUGAUAUUUUAUUUGUCAAGAUUGGUUUUUGUUCAUAUUUGUUAUGCUGCCAUUACACCAACAGAUAUUGUUAAAAAAAUGUACGUUUCCAAAAUAUUUGAAUUAGCUUCUGAAUUAUUUCAAAUUUAUUGAUGUAAGUAACCAUUUUUCUUAACCUGUGAAAUGUUUUAAUGCAAUUUAUUCAAUAGCAAUGAAAGAUGGACUUACACUUUUGUGCUAUAUGUGAAUGUGUGAAUCUUACGUUUUAAACUGUGGUAUUUGUUUUAUGAUUAUCCUUAACAUUGAUAGAUUUUUGUUCACACUUCCCAAAUAUCCUAUGUUUGUUGGGAAGAAUAUCAACCCUUAUAGUCUAAUAUGCAUAAGUUAAUGUUCGAUAAACAUUAUUAAUGCACUUCAAAAUCUAGAAUUUUUCAUAAAGUUGUUUUGGACUGUUAAUAUUUUACAUUGAUUAAAUUUGAGCAAAUCAUUUAUUAAUGUAAAUUAUUGAAGAUUAUUUUGUCAUGUUCAUAAUUACAGGAAUAUGUCUGUAGACAGUUGUAUAAAGUAAAGAGAGCCUUUGUUUCCAAUAUCAAUAUAAAAAUAUAUACAAAUAAUACAGGAUAAUGUGCGUAAAGGAUUAAUUAAAUAUUUUGUUCUCAUGGAAUCCCACAGCUUUAAACUUUUAUUUUAAGAAUACUUAUUAAAAUAAUGAGCUGAAUGCAGAAAAGCAGAACUUUAUAUGGACUGUAUGCAUAAGAGCACUGAUUGAGAACAAAGUGUUUGCAUUGAAGGGUUACCUGCCAACACAUAAACACUCUGCUCCUCAAUCAGUGAUCUUCUCUAUAUACUCAGUGCAAAGUUCGGCUUUUGUGUAUUUAACAAUUGAACUGUCAACGGAGACAAAUAAAGCGUGAUUUCUAUUUUUUCAAA
Messenger RNA from Callorhinchus milii (elephant shark), 5702 nucleotides. It is a transcript of the gene nek7, whose product is annotated as NIMA-related kinase 7. Gene Ontology annotation, molecular function: ATP binding; protein kinase activity. The transcript has 11 exons. Gene Ontology annotation, biological process: protein phosphorylation. NCBI's taxonomy places the organism in Eukaryota, Metazoa, Chordata, Chondrichthyes, Chimaeriformes, Callorhinchidae. The record is from RefSeq and is a predicted model, not a curated record. Bases 340 to 1257 code for a protein of 305 amino acids.